ACGUGCACGCUGUUUAGAGGAAGGACUUCCCGCGGAGGUUCAGUGCUCGGAGGCUGAAAGCUUCACUUAUUUUAACUGGAUUUAACUGGAUUUAACUGGAUUUAACUGGAUUUAACUGAACUUUGGACAAACUGAUCAUUUUGUGGUCCCGCGCUGUGGUCACGUGUCUUUCUGGGAGCCAGGAAACCCCGCGAGGAGUUCAGGUGCCAGGAUGGACGAGACGGAGCAGUACAAACAGAGACUGGAGGCCAUAGCUGAGAAGCGUCGGCUGCAGGAAGAGCAGGACAGAGCCAGGAGAGAACAGGAAGAUGAGAGGCUGAGACAGCAGCAGCUGAAGAGGAAGUCUUUACGAGACCAGUGGCUGAUGGAAGGAACCCCCUUAUCCCCAACCUCACCCAACACCCCCAGUCCUCCUCCCUCCCUGAGGAGCACCCAGGACAUGGACACGCCUGUCAACAAGUUGCAGUCAGAGAACCGGUUGGCUGAGGAGCAACAAAUGGAAGCUGUACACCUGGCCGAGGCUGCAACAGAGAAAGUCCAAGACCUGCAGAAUGGACAAAAGGAGGCAACGAGAUCAGAAGCUUCUGACGAUGACAUGAAGGAAAUCCAGAGCCCAGCCGAGGAUGAGGCCGCAGCUCUCCUCACCAGCGCUCAGGGGCGUUUGGAAGCAAACCAUGAUUCCAACCAUUCACAGCUGAGUGUUCUGAACCAGAAUGGGCCCGUCCAUGUGUUUGAGAGUGGUGAUGGCAUUAAACUGGUGCCAGAGAUGAGUGUUACCGAAGCAGCACCAGGUCCAAACAUCACCACAGAUGAUGAGACUCUGGUGAUGAGAGCAGAACCCGUGUUCAUCACAGAUGAUGGCCCUGAGGAGCUCUGUUCUCAGGACGACCAGCAGGAUGCGGACAGAGCCUCUCUUCCACACUCAGAGUCAGGACAAGCAGCAGAAGAGAGUUUAGAGAAGGUGGUAACAACAGAAACCACUCCAGAACCUUUACCAGAACCAGAGAACCAUGCAGCAUGUGAGCUAUCCGUAGAAGCACCACCAACAGCCAAAGAGAAAGACAACAUCAAGUUGAGCGUAAAUGCAGAAGUGCCAAAAACUAAAGUGGAAGCGCUGCAGUCACCAGCCUGUGCUGCAGAGGGCGCCACGAGGGCUCUGGUUCCACGCUAUACUGAGGUUCCAGCCUCCACUCUGGGUCCAGAGGCAGAGGUUCCGACCAAACAUGAAGCUUCAGGAACUCCUGUAGAAAAAGUAAAAGUGGAAGAGCCUGCCUGUCAUCUGGGUCACUUCCAAGAGGUGCCCCUGACUGAACCCCCAGAGAAGCAGAAGAACGAGGCCGACGUCAGUGAACAGGAGCCGCUGCUGACCAAAGUCCAGGCCUGCACCACGAGCGCCGGGUCAGCAGAGCCAACAACAAGUCCAGUCUCUGCAGAGACACUGAGCCCAGCUGCAAGGAGCCCAGGGAACGAGACGCAAACGCCCAAACAGGAAACCUGCCGGUGCUGUUCUGUCAUGUAG
Molecule: messenger RNA, 1519 nt
Organism: Nematolebias whitei (Rio pearlfish)
Lineage: Eukaryota; Metazoa; Chordata; Actinopteri; Cyprinodontiformes; Rivulidae
Gene: palm3
Product: paralemmin 3
Exons: 8
Coding region: 212-1519 (435 amino acids)
Source: RefSeq, a predicted model, not a curated record